AAUCAGGCCUGGUUUGGUAGCAAACAACUUCUGCCUCACUAUACCCGAGUUGUCUCCUUUUAGGAUACACUAGGAAUCCAGUGAGGAACUGCUCUCUCCUGUAUCCUGGAACUGUUCCAGCACAUGGCCCAACCAGAGGAGGGGCUUGUGGAAUCCUCCGUGUCCAGCCAGUAAUGUCAGAAUUGAGGCGACAACAUGGAGUCUAGGAUUAACAGCUGCCUUGGGGAGAGGCAUGCGAUUCUGUGAUUCUGUGGGACUGUGCCCAUAACCCCAGGGGUCUGCCAACUUUGGGCAGUUGAUCUCAGAAGUGAGCUCAGUCAUAAGCCAGUGAGCUGCCUCUUUGGAAAUCCUUCCCUUCUAGUCCACUGAGGACCUCAAAGAGCUCCCAGCAGAACAGCUGCCAUGGUAUAGCAGGCUGGUCAGACCUGGCAGGGCUCAAGCUGACUGAGGUGGACCUGUUGAUACCCAGCAGUGGGGAUCUGAGUCAACACUUAAAACACAAGAAGGAAGGAAGGAAAGACCCAGGAUCAGUGAGUAGCUCCCAGAGGGAAAAUCCCACGGCACCUCACAGAUAACCUGCUCUGUCCAGGAUUCUUCUUAUUCUAGGCGUGGUAUCAAGGGACUGAGGGAAUGACUGAGUGACGUAGGAGAGACACCAUGGAAGCCUGGAUUCCUCCUUACACCCCAUGUCAGCCAAGAGCUGUGCAGAUCCCUGUGCUCAGUCCCAUGGACUGACACCGCUGGGCACCCAGCUGGUUCCAAGCUUGGGUAAAAGCUGGGGGCCACAUUCAACCAAGUAGUGGGAUUUGGGGUCCUAGUUAACUGCUUGUGCACAUGACAGAGUACAGGGCCUCCCUUCGGAAUCCAAGCCAGAGGUCUACUGGUUGCUUAAUAAUCCCAAGAACUGCCUCAGAGUCAGUCAAGGCCGCUGGCAGGCUUUCCUUGAGGUUUCAUUAACCAUUUAUCAGAGGCGAAAGGGUGGCUCUGUGUAGCACUGCUAGUCACUCUCUGCUCUGCCGUCUGAUUUCUUGCCCGGCUCCCCAUCUUCCCACGGAGAGCUAAGCUAGAGCUGAAUAGGACGCUGUGUCUCUAGCAGCCAGCUCUCCUUGCUUUGGAGUUUUCCCAGGAAAAGACAGGAACCAGAGGCCCUACAGGGGGACAGCCCCCUGACCUUCCAGCCAAGCAGCUCUGAUAAGUAGGCAGGCCGCAUGCCUGGAGACCCACAGACAAGCCCGGGUGAUUCCGACAGAAAUCAGUUACCCAAUCGUGUCUCUGGGGCUCACAGCCCGCCUCCCGGUGUGUGGCCUCUGACAGACACAGCCAUGGCCAACAGGACCGAUGCCUCUGUCCCGUUCACCAGCUAUGAAUAUUACCUGGACUACAUAGACCUCAUUCCUGUGGACGAGAAGAAGCUGAAAGCCAACAAGCGUAAGUCGGAACCCAGGAAGGCGGCCAGGCAGAGGCUGGGGCUGAGCCCUAGACUCCAUUGUCAUUGCCUUGUGGUUGAGCCUGGCUACUUUUGUGGUGCUCCUCUUCUUCAUUCUGCUCUACAUGUCCUGGUCAGGCUCCCCACAGGUAAGGCAUAGUCCCCAAGCCUACCAAGUAUGUUCAUGGACUCACGGCUUCCACCUCCCCCUGUGUCUCCGGAGGGCCUCCCUGCAGACAACAGAUGAGCCAGGAAGUAGAGCUGGCAUUGACCAAUGGUUACAGCAGCAGAGUCCUUCUGCCUCGCCCGCUGGGCCCCUGGCUCUCCCCUAGGACCAGGUUCAGGAUGGGUGUCCUAGGGCAUCAGCUGACCUCAGGCACAAGCAGUGUGUAGUGGUGAACCUGGAGACAGAACUUCUCAACUGUAGAACUGAUGGUGCCCACGAGCAGUCACGCUCAAGCCAACUGGUGAACUCAAACCAACCUGGACGGCUGUGUCUUUUACAAUGGCCUUAAAUGUAGCAAGAAACUGACUGGGACAAAACCAAGUUUACAAAGUGGACCACCAUACACGUUAACAGUCUGGGGCAAGCACGGUGAGGCUGCCCCAGACACAGCUGAUUCUGUUGAGCAUGCUUAACCUGCUUGCUGCCUUAUAUUUGCUUUGGGAGGCACAGGAAAAUAAAACAUGAAUUCAGAUAGAGAAA
Rattus norvegicus (Norway rat) is the source of this 2132-nucleotide messenger RNA. The record is from RefSeq and is a predicted model, not a curated record. Lineage: Eukaryota; Metazoa; Chordata; Mammalia; Rodentia; Muridae.